Molecule: messenger RNA, 3698 nt
Organism: Amphibalanus amphitrite
Lineage: Eukaryota; Metazoa; Arthropoda; Thecostraca; Balanomorpha; Balanidae
Exons: 2
Coding region: 460-2811 (783 amino acids)
Source: RefSeq, a predicted model, not a curated record
GGAGGGGGUGAUUUUCGCUGAUCUUAAUGCCGUGUCCGGAAUUUGUUGCGCUGAUUCAUCACAAAACAAUUUUUCACUAACAUUUGUUUCAAAACUGCGCAGAUGUUGGCCUCUGGAGGAAAGUUUGCACCGAUGUCAGAUGCCCCAGCGCCAUCUGUGAUACAACACACGGACGACUUAAGAACUAAAGAUAUGGCUACGAAACUAAAGGUGGCGCCACUGAUCGUUUCGAAGUCUUCGAUUGUCGGCAUGCAAUAUCAAGGGCAUUUGAGCGUCGUUUUUGUUAUGAUCAGUUUUUUUAUUGCAAGCAAUGUUAUUUUCAUUCUGUAAUAUUCAAAUCUGCAAAAUUAACUAACUAUGGAAAUAUGCUGAAUGUGUUGUCAUAUACAUGUACGAUUUAUUACGUUUUGGAACCCGAGGAUACCGGCUGAUAUAUAUAUUUUUUUUUGUUAUUGAUUUAUGCUAUUCUGCUUUGAAUCAAAACAAUUCUGCAUCGGGUCAAAUUCAUACCGAGACGGACGGUGGUGGGGAGAUAGGGCUUACUGGGGUGGGUAUCUAAUGAUAGCAAAGUCGAUUGAACUGAUGCCUAAAACACGUGCUACUACGCAUCAUUUCAUCCUGGGUAAGGCAGGUCCAUUGCCUACAACCGUGCUGCCGACAAAGGGUGAUGUGAUUAACUAUGUAAAAUUUCUCGAUCAAGACAGCAACGGGUUCUCGACCACCCGGAAAACGCCAGCUCCUUCAGUUUUCAAUCAUGUCGCUGUUAGUGUCAGUGAAAUGUGGUCGCAAGAGGGCAUCCCUGUCCAUGGAAUUAAAUAUGUCAAAGAGCUCGUGCGAAAGGAGUAUGCUGCAUAUAAAAACGCGAACAGGACGAAAAAAUCUCAAAGGGCGGACGCUGACAAUAGCCACUUCUUGAAGCUAUUCGACAUCGCCAUGUGCAAAUGUGCCUCCCGUGCGGCGUGCUGCUGUCCGCGAGAUGCAAAAGUUCCAAGUGAGGAGUGGCCAUUCCUCAAGGACCAGCGACACAAGCGCCGACUGACGCUGGGAUCAUACGAUCGGGCCACGAGUGAGGCGAGGCAGGCGCGUCUGCAGCGUCAGUUAUCGCGACACCGCAACCAGCAGCAUGGUGGCGCUACGGAGCCUUCUCCUGGGCCGAGCGGCGUUGGCAGUGGCAGCACCGUCGGCGCUGUGCCCGCCGAGCAGCUCCGCCUCGGCGACACUGACAGCAGUGACAGCGGCGGCGGCGACGCCGGCAGCGACUCGUCUGCGGAUGACGAAGAGUUUACAGCUCCGACUGCACUUCCGAGUGCCAAGAACGCAGAUGAUCUGAGGGAGACGGCGCUCGCAGCGGACCGGUACGGCGUUUCUAACCGGGCCGCUGCUGCUAUCAUAAACGCGUUUCAAGUCGAUAUCGGGCGCAUCAAUGAAAACGACAUGUCGAACGUCGUCGACGCCAAGAAAAUAUGGCGCGCGAGAAACAUGAUGAGGAAUGAAUCGGCCCGACAAAACAUCGACGCAGCUGUGUCCGGAGGAGUAGAGAGCUUGUACUUUGACGGGCGCAAGGACAAAACAUGUACCGACUGUUCGGCGGCGACAGACAUACAAGAACAUGUCGUCGUCCUGUCUGAGCCGGGGAAUCUGUACCUGACACACUUCACCCCUCAGUCUGGGAGCGCCAUUCACAUGGUGAACGAGCUCUACACCAUCGCUGUGGCGUUCGGUGAACAUGUGAAAGCACUGGGAUGCGAUGGUACGGCGGUGAAUAUCGGGACCAGCGGUGGUGUGUGCCGACUUUUCGAGCUGGCGACAAAUAAGCCCGUGCACUGGUUUGUGUGCAUGCUGCACGGCAAUGAAUUGAACCUGCGGCACGUAUUCAAGACGCUGGACGGCACUACCAGCGGACCUCGAACCUUCAACGGCGCCAUCGGCACCAGCUGCGCCGAGGACGUGUGGAGGAGGGAGGUGGCGCCGUUCCAGCCCGUGCCCGGACACGUGCCGGAGAUGACAGCCGAGCUGGUCGCCACCCUCAGUCACGACCAGCAGCUGCUGUACCGACUGGCUCUGGCGGUGCAGACUGGCGACAUGUCGGACUCCGUGGCGCGACAGAGGAUCGGGCCACUCAACCACGCCAGAUGGCUGACACUCGGCGCGCGGGUGCUGCGCCUGUACGUGAGCACAGAGUCACCGUCUGACAGCCUGCGGCUCCUCGUGCAGUUUCUGGUGACUCACUACGUGCCGGUGUGGUUCUGCAUCAGGCGACACCCCGACUGCACAGACGGUGCAAAGAACUUCCACCGUUCUGUGGAGCUUCUCCGAGAGCUGCCGGAGAUGAUCCAGGAGGUGGUGCGACCCGUCCUGCAGCGCAACGGGUACUGGGCGCAUCCUGAGCAGGUGCUGCUCGCGAUGGUGGCUGACGGUGACGCUGGCGUCCGACAGGAGGCCGUGCGCCACAUACAGGCAGCCAGACAGCGCGAGACGGAGGACGUUCGGCCAUUCCGGCUGCCGGAGCUGAACUUCAGCGCCUCCGCUUACACAGAGGUGAUCAGCUGGAGCCCGCCGGAGAGUGUGACGCAGCCGCCGCUGCUGCGCCACCUCACAGACGAGCAGCUGCAAGCCAUCGAGCACUCUCCGCUGCAGCUGCCGAACUACCCGGUCCACACGCAGGCGGUGGAGCGGGCAGUUCGGACCGUAACCGAAGCGUGCCUGGCGGUGCGUGGGGAAGAGGCGCGUCACGGCUACAUCACUGCACGCCUGAAGCACCGCCGCUGCCAUCCGGUCUUCGCUUCGAAGAAAGACUUCCAGAUAUGCUGAACUGCUCAGUGAUCACUGUCACCCGUUCGUGUGACUGCCAGUUCGGUCCUGUCGCCGUGUCUUCGAAGUUGCCGUCGCCGCUGCCUUGGCCCGCUGCGACCCGCCGGGGCCUGCCCCUGCCGCUCGCUGUGAUGUGGUUGUCGCUGCUGCCGCCGCCCCACCCCCCCCCCCCCCGCCCGCCCCGCUCGGCCGGUUUUAAGAGUGCAGUGCCAUACCGUUACGUGAAUGCUCGGAAGAUUUUCGUGUUUUUGCGAUUCUGUAAAAGGAUGUUUUCUUCAUACGUGAAUUAUGUCGUGAAUGAGACCCCAUACGUGGGUGUCUGGUGUAUGGUUUCGGCUUUCGGUUUGCGUCGGGUGCAGUGAUUGAUGUAUUUUAUGUUACAUGUGGUUGAUUAAUACGAGGAUUUUCACGAAAAAAAAGUUCGGUCCUGUCUCGUAUCUCGCAUUGAUGAUUCGAAGUGUAGUGAAUGUUGCUUCAUUUGUUAGCUAUCGAUAUACGUGGCAUUGUGAGAUACCAUGUACUGCAUUCAGAUGAGCCAGGCUCUCAUGAUGUUUGCUAUCGUUCUAUUUAAUUAGUAUUAUAUUGAUAAGCACGGAAAUGGCAAGUAAACGACAUAAAACGGCGUUCGUGGAGCGGUCGGACAGGUUUUGCACUCAGCGCCACCUAGCGCCACUUAUGAGAAGGAGUAGUUCCGCAAUAUGCCGUAUGUUGUUCUGCAGAUGGCGCCACUAAUACAAAUGAGACUGAACGGAGACACAAACUUUUCAGAAGAGGCCAUCAAGUACGGAGUUUUGAGGGGAAUUAUCGUCCUAGAUGAUUUAGCAACAUAUCAGGGCACCAAAUAAUUCUAACGGCAGAUCAUUUUUGGAUUGACGACACACCCUACU